Apiotrichum porosum is the source of this 447-nucleotide messenger RNA. RefSeq lists its product as uncharacterized. Gene Ontology annotation, biological process: mitochondrial respiratory chain complex III assembly. The record is from RefSeq and is a predicted model, not a curated record. The transcript is spliced from 2 exons. Lineage: Eukaryota; Fungi; Basidiomycota; Tremellomycetes; Trichosporonales; Trichosporonaceae. Bases 1 to 447 code for a protein of 148 amino acids.
AUGGCCAUCCCCAGCACCCUCCUUCCCGCCGCGCGCUCGGCGUACCGCAACGUCCUUCGCUCGGCGCGCGCAACGUUCCACAACGACCCGCCACGCCACGCCGCCAUGGUCGUCGCUGUCCGCGAGACGUUUGCGUCGCCGACGCUGACCCGUCCCGGCGCCGAGCUGCCGCCUCCCACGCUGAACGAGGCGACGGGCGAGCCCAUCGUGGUGGACCUGAGCUCGCCCGAGGAGCUGCAGAAGCGCAUCAACGAGUGGAACGAGGUGGCGACGUUUUUGAGGCGGAACGUCGUGCAGGGCCGCCAGGAUGACCAAGGCGUUUACAAGCUCCGCGUGACCAAGGACACCGACUUGGGGGACAACGACACCAUCAAGGAACCGGCCGUCAUGCCCGUCACCCCCUUCCCCAACCGCGGCAAGCGCAGGGCAAAGAAGUGCGGCGAGUAG